Molecule: messenger RNA, 979 nt
Organism: Cajanus cajan (pigeon pea)
Lineage: Eukaryota; Viridiplantae; Streptophyta; Magnoliopsida; Fabales; Fabaceae
Source: RefSeq, a predicted model, not a curated record
AUGUUGUGUCACCACAUCUUUUUUACGUCGAUUUUUGUUAAGUCUGAUAAGAAAGAGACACGUGGCAACAGGCUCGACCUCGCCGCUCCUACCGGCGCAGGCGGUAACCCGUCGAAUGCCGAAUCCAACGGCCUCGACCAAGCCACCAUAGAAACCUUCCCCACGUUCCUCUACUCCGACGUGAAGGGUCUCAAAAUCGGAAACGACACGCUGGCAUGCGCCGUGUGCUUGAACGAGUUCCAAGACGAGGAAACCCUCCGCAUGAUCCCCAAGUGCUGCCACGUGUACCACUCCGAUUGCAUCGACGUUUGGUUAGCCUCCCACUCCACGUGCCCGGUUUGUCGCGCCAACCUCGUUCCACAACCCGAAGACAUAAACAUGCCUCCGAUGUUGUCCAUUCAGAUACCCGAUGAUGAGGAACGUGACCACGAACAUGAACAUCAAAGUGAACAUGACAUUAGUGAAGAACAUAAGAGAGAGAGUGACGCGGAAUCACCAAUGGUGGACUUGCUUCGUAGGGUUCGCUCGUUGCAUCAGAGCCGUCCAUCAUUGUCGAGAUCAACGGGGUUUCUAUCUUCGCUUUUGUUUCCGCGGUCGAACUCGUUGGGUCAAUUGGUGCAGCCUGGGGAGAACUAUGAGAGGUUUACGCUACGGUUACCCGAGGAGGUACGAAGCCAGAUGAUGAACUCGACGCUGAAGCGUGCGAAGAGUUGCGUGUGCUUUACGAGAAUGAGCAGUGACACGCGGGGGUAUAGGACGAGAAGCGUGGGAAGUGGACGUGGGAGAGGGUGUGUGCAGUAUGAGAGGUUUGGUGGUGAGGUACAGUGGGGUUUCCCUUUGACGCCACCGAGUCUCGUUAGGAAUAACGGUUGGAACAGAUCCAUGAAAAAAUCACAGGUUCAGCGUUCGGGUGUGGCUUUCGAUAAUAAUCUUGCUGGUGAACGAUCCUCUGAUUUCUUGCGUCUUGCUCCAUAGAAGU